Messenger RNA from Sardina pilchardus (European sardine), 856 nucleotides. RefSeq names its product jagunal homolog 1a (gene jagn1a). NCBI's taxonomy places the organism in Eukaryota, Metazoa, Chordata, Actinopteri, Clupeiformes, Clupeidae. The transcript has 3 exons. The coding region runs from base 182 to 751 and encodes 189 amino acids. Gene Ontology annotation, cellular component: endoplasmic reticulum membrane. The record is from RefSeq and is a predicted model, not a curated record. Gene Ontology annotation, biological process: granulocyte colony-stimulating factor signaling pathway; vesicle-mediated transport; endoplasmic reticulum organization.
GCUGCUGUGAUUGUUGCGCCGGUGCAUGUGCGCGCUCUCACUGCGCUUGCGCAGGUGACGAUACCCUGUCAUUGACUAAAAAGACUCGUGUUGGUCCGGUCUCCAAGUCAUCAUCUGGCGGACAGCGGCUGGAGCGUUCAUCAGUGAUUAUCCUACAGGAUCGCCUCUUGCUUUGGUUACGAUGACAUCGAGGGCGGGAGCAAGAGCCGCUGGAGCAACAGGCACAAGACCAGAUGGGAAUGACUUCAAACCCAAGGAGAGGAUGGGACCAUCCCACUACCAGAUAAGCGCCUCCUUCCGCUCUGAGAUCCGUUGGCUGACGCUGGUGCAGCUGUUGAUCUGGCUGCUGGUGGCGGCGCAGGUGGCGGUGACGCACCUGGAGCUGGUGUCGUCGGAGCUGGUGGCCGUGCCGUACCAGUGGGAGUACCCGUACCUGCUGAGCGUGGUACCCACCUUACUGGGCGCGCUGGCGCUGCCGCGCAACAACAUCAGCUACCUGGUCAUCAGCAUGAUCAGCUCGGGCCUGUUCUCGGUGGCGCCGCUGCUCUUCGGCGCCAUGGAGAUGUUCCCCGUGGCGCAGCAGCUCUAUCGCCACGGCAAGGCCUUCCGCUUCAUCUUCGGCUUCCACGCCGUCUCCGUCAUGUACCUGGUGAUGGUGGUGGCCGUGCAGGUGCACGCCUGGCACCUGUACUACAGCAAGAAGCUGCUGGACGCCUGGUUCGACUCCACCCAGGAGAAGAAGAAGAAGUGAGGAGGCGGAGGAGAGGACAGGGGGAUGAGUGGACAGAUGGGUGGAGGAGAGGAGCGAGGGAUGAAUGGACAGAUGGCUGGAGGACUCGGAGGAUUAUGCUGCUGC